Phodopus roborovskii (desert hamster) is the source of this 1156-nucleotide messenger RNA. It is a transcript of the gene Ccnh, whose product is annotated as cyclin H. The transcript has 9 exons. The coding region runs from base 60 to 1031 and encodes 323 amino acids. Gene Ontology annotation, biological process: regulation of transcription by RNA polymerase II; DNA-templated transcription; regulation of cyclin-dependent protein serine/threonine kinase activity. Lineage: Eukaryota; Metazoa; Chordata; Mammalia; Rodentia; Cricetidae. Gene Ontology annotation, molecular function: cyclin-dependent protein serine/threonine kinase regulator activity. Gene Ontology annotation, cellular component: transcription factor TFIIK complex; nucleus. The record is from RefSeq and is a predicted model, not a curated record.
GCGGUCUCCUGGCACGUCGCUGUCGCUGUGGCGGUCUUGCGACCCGCCAGGGCUGCAGCAUGUACCACAGCAGCAGCCAGAAGCGGCACUGGACCUUUGCCAGCGAGGAGCAGCUGGCGCGCCUGCGGGCCGACGCCAACCGCAAAUUCAAGUGCAAAGCGGUGGCUAACGGGAAGGUUCUUCCAAAUGAUCCAGUGUUUCUUGAGCCUUAUGAAGAAAUUACACUUUGCAAAUACUAUGAGAAAAGAUUACUGGAAUUCUGUUCAGUGUUUAAGCCAGCAAUGCCACGGUCUGUUGUGGGUACAGCUUGUAUGUAUUUCAAGCGUUUUUAUCUUAAUAAUUCAGUAAUGGAAUAUCACCCCCGGAUAAUAAUGCUCACUUGUGCAUUUCUGGCCUGCAAAGUAGAUGAAUUCAAUGUGUCUAGUCCUCAGUUUGUUGGAAAUCUUCGAGAGAGUCCCCUUGGACAGGAGAAAGCAUUAGAGCAGAUUUUGGAAUAUGAACUACUCCUUAUACAGCAGCUUAAUUUUCACCUUAUUGUCCACAAUCCUUAUCGACCUUUUGAAGGCUUCCUCAUUGAUAUAAAGACGCGGUACCCCAUGUUGGAGAAUCCAGAGACUUUGAGGAAAACAGCUGAUGAUUUUCUUAGUAGAAUUGCAUUGACAGAUGCUUAUCUUUUAUACACACCUUCACAAAUUGCCCUGACUGCCAUUCUAUCGAGUGCCUCUAGGGCUGGAAUUACUAUGGAAAGCUAUUUAUCAGACAGUCUAAUGCUGAGAGAAAAUAGAACUUGCCUGUCACAGUUACUGGAUAUAAUGAAAAGCAUGAGAAACCUCGUAAAAAAGUAUGAGCCACCGAGGUCUGAAGAAGUUGCUGUUCUGAAACAGAAGUUGGAGCGAUGUCAUUCUGCUGACCUUGCGCUUAAUGUGGCUACGAAGAAGAGGAAAGGCUAUGAAGAUGAUGACUAUGUAUCAAAGAAACCCAAGCAAGAAGAGGAGGAAUGGACUGAUGAUGACCUGGUAGAUUCUCUCUAAUCACUUGAAAUGACUACGGGGAGUGCUAACUAAGCAACAGAAGUAGGAGGCAUGUCUGGCAUUUAACUUUCUUUAAAGUAGUACAGUGUGAAAACAUCAAAAUAUAUUAAACUUUUCUAAUUGUA